Eutrema salsugineum is the source of this 1305-nucleotide messenger RNA. RefSeq names its product probable serine/threonine-protein kinase PBL26. Bases 1 to 1305 code for a protein of 434 amino acids. Gene Ontology annotation, biological process: protein phosphorylation. The record is from RefSeq and is a predicted model, not a curated record. Gene Ontology annotation, molecular function: ATP binding; protein kinase activity. The transcript has 5 exons. Lineage: Eukaryota; Viridiplantae; Streptophyta; Magnoliopsida; Brassicales; Brassicaceae.
AUGAAUUGCUUUUCAUGUUUUUAUUUCCAUGAAAAGAAAAAAGCUCCCAAAGAUUCAGAUAACAGCCGCCGGAGAAAUGGUGAGCUGACCACCGGUAAAGACAACAACAAAACACACCCUGAGAAUCCAAAGACUGGAAAUGAGCAGAACAAGAACCACGAUGCAAACAAAGAAGUGACAAACAACAUUGCUGCGCAAACAUUCACCUUCAGGGAGCUUGCUACAGCGACAAAGAAUUUCAGACAAGAAUGUCUGAUCGGUGAAGGCGGUUUUGGAAGGGUUUACAAGGGAAAACUCGAAAAAUGUGGCAAGAUUGUGGCAGUGAAGCAAUUAGAUAGAAAUGGGUUGCAAGGGAACAAAGAGUUCAUCGUAGAAGUGUUGAUGUUAAGUCUUUUGCAUCACAAGCAUCUCGUAAAUCUCAUUGGGUAUUGUGCUGAUGGAGAUCAAAGACUUCUCGUCUAUGAGUACAUGUCUCGUGGUUCACUCGAAGAUCAUCUCCUCGAUCUAACACCGGACCAAGUACCGUUGGAUUGGGACACAAGGAUUAGAAUCGCGCUAGGAGCAGCCAUGGGUCUUGAAUACUUGCACGACAAGGCAGAUCCUCCGGUGAUCUACAGAGAUCUCAAGGCAGCUAAUAUCCUUUUGGACAAUGACUUCAACGCCAAGUUAUCCGAUUUUGGGCUGGCAAAGCUAGGUCCUGUCGGGGACAAACAACAUGUGUCUUCCAGAGUUAUGGGAACUUACGGGUACUGUGCUCCAGAGUAUCAGAGAACCGGUCAGUUAACCAUCAAAUCUGAUGUUUAUAGCUUCGGUGUUGUGUUGCUGGAAUUGAUAACUGGACGACGAGUUAUUGAUACUACCAGACCCAAAGCUGAACAGAAUCUAGUGACUUGGGCACAACCGGUGUUCAAAGAACCGAGUAGAUUUCCGGAGUUAGCGGAUCCAAGUCUGGAGGGAGUGUUCCCGGAGAAAGCUCUAAAUCAGGCCGUGGCGGUGGCGGCAAUGUGUUUACAAGAAGAGGCAACGGUGAGGCCACUCAUAAGCGACGUCGUAACAGCUCUCGGUUUCUUGGGAACAGCUCCUGAUGGCUCUAUCUCUGUUCCACACUACGACGACGUUCCUCCUCCUCGUCAGCCGUCGGAUGAAACGCCCGGUGAGGAUUCUGUGGCGGCGGAGGAAAGAGAAAGAGCCGUGGCUGAGGCUAUGGAGUGGGGAGUUGCCUCGAGAGCACAUUCCCGGAACCCUAGCGCUGCAAAUUCCCGGAACCCAAGCGCUGCACAUUCUCGGAACCCAAGUGCUUCUUGA